AUGGUUGAUCGCACCUUAUCCGAGACCUUGUCCGCUCGAUAUUACCAGCCCGGGCCUCCCUACGGGUCUCCGAACGAGCAGAGCCAGCGCCGUAAAUCUCCGCUGGACACCUCUGGAAGUGAAUCUGUUAUCCGAGAUAACCCGAGAUCUGAUGAUGAACCAAAGAAACGUGGCCGGCCGAGGAUGUCAUCUCCUGGAGGUCCCCGAAUGGAUCGCCGGACGCAGAUCCGAUGUGCUCAGCGAACGUAUCGCCACAAGAAGGAGGUCAUGUUCCGAACAUUACAAGAGCGCGUAGCAGAGCUCGAAGAAAACCUGAACGAGGUGUCAGACUCGCUAUUUGCAUUUUAUACUAUGGCGAUAGGCUCCGACUUGCACAUCACCCACCCAAAACUGUUCCACCGACUCAAGUGUACGGUUACUCAGCUGCAAGUGGCAACAGGCGGGUCCGGAAGGAGCUCUGAUCCCGGGUUCUUAGAUUCCGAAUCCAAAAGCAUAGGGGGGAGUGUGUCACCGGAGAUUCUCCUGCCUGGGAUGCAUCCUCCAACCGAUGCGCGCACGUAA
Molecule: messenger RNA, 561 nt
Organism: Aspergillus ochraceoroseus IBT 24754
Lineage: Eukaryota; Fungi; Ascomycota; Eurotiomycetes; Eurotiales; Aspergillaceae
Product: bZIP transcription factor
Exons: 2
Coding region: 1-561 (186 amino acids)
Biological process (GO): regulation of DNA-templated transcription
Molecular function (GO): DNA-binding transcription factor activity
Source: RefSeq, a predicted model, not a curated record